Molecule: messenger RNA, 821 nt
Organism: Oncorhynchus gorbuscha (pink salmon)
Lineage: Eukaryota; Metazoa; Chordata; Actinopteri; Salmoniformes; Salmonidae
Product: transmembrane protein 47-like
Exons: 3
Coding region: 150-668 (172 amino acids)
Biological process (GO): cell-cell adhesion
Cellular component (GO): cell-cell junction
Source: RefSeq, a predicted model, not a curated record
GAGGAGAGGACUUUAUGAGGGGUUGCACCACAACUUGCUGUUGUCGAUUCUGAACUUUCGGAUCUGACCGUGCUUGAGGACCCUGUCGCAGCUUUUAUUUUCUCCUCCAUUUCAACACGCGUGGAUCCAAGUCAACUUAAUAUGAAAAAAUGUCGAUAAAUGAGGUGUACGUUUUCCGACCGUUCAAGUUGAUUGCUUUACUUUGUAUAUUUCUGGCAUUGUGUCUGGACAUCGUAGCGUUAUUGAGCCCCGCCUGGGUAACGGCAGAGCGUUUUUCUUUGUCGCUAUGGGAAUCAUGCACUGAAACAGAGGCUGGCUGGAGAUGCCUUUCCACCCUCACAUCUGACUGGCAGAUCGCCACUCUGGUGCUGCUGCUGGCCGGUGCUGCGGUGACUCUGGUGACCUUCCUGGUGGCCCUCAUCUCCCUGUGCCGGGGGACACGCAUACUGCACUACCGCAUGGUGGCUGUGUUCCUGUUCACUGCAGUGGUCCUUCAGGCCUGUGCACUGGUCCUGUACCCAAUCAAGUUCAUUGAUGGAACUGUCCUCCAGACCUACCAUGAGUUCAACUGGGGCUACGGACUGGGCUGGGGAGGCACCAUCUUCAUGCUAGGGGGAGGCAUCCUCUUCUGCCUCCGGACGGACAUGUACGAGGACGCUAUGUACUGAGUCCUCUCUCUCCUACUCUCUAUAUCUCUCUCUUGUUUUUUCUGUCACACACAAACAAAUAUUGACAUUCACUCUCUUGCGCGACAACACACCCACACAAACACAUCCUUCCUCUGCCCACGUAGACAAGCUUCGACACCUACAUACAGUACA